CCAAGAAGAAGAAGUGCAGGAAGUGACGCCAUUACACCGUCAGAGCGCUUGAGAUAAACACAGCAGACAACGCAGCGAAGGAAACCCGCUUCUGUCUGCAGAGAAACAGCGGAGAGCUUCACCGAGCUUCUGCCCGUCGUUCAGCCGGGAUUCAGCUCCUGUCAGCUCGCCGCGGAGGCCCAGCUGCCCGCAGAGAUGCCUGAGACUGAGAGCUACUCCAACCCUCUGGCCCCUGAGGGCCACGAAGUGGACGACCACCGAUCCGCCGCUCAGUCCAAGCUGACCAACGAUGACUUCAGGAAGCUGCUGAUGACGCCGCGGGCCACGCCCUCCUCGGCCCCGCCCACCAAGUCCAGACACCAUGAAAUGCCGAGGGACUACAACGAGGAUGAGGAUCCUGCAGCGAGGAGGAGGAAGAAGAAGAGCUACUACGCCAAGCUGCGUCAGCAGGAGAUGGAGCGAGAGCGGGAGCUGGCCGAGAAGUACCGGGACCGGGCCCGGGAGAGACGGGACGGCGUCAACAAGGACUACGAGGAGACCGAGCUGAUCAGCACCACCGCCAACUACCGGGCCGUCGGACCCACCGCCGAGGCGGACAAGUCCGCGGCGGAGAAGCGGCGGCAGCUCAUCCAGGAGUCCAAGUUCUUGGGAGGCGACAUGGAGCACACCCACUUGGUGAAGGGUCUGGACUUCGCUCUGCUGCAGAAGGUGAGGGCUGAGAUCACCAGCAAGGAGAAGGAGGAGGAGGACAUGAUGGAGAAGGUCCAGAAGGAGACCAAGAAAGACGUGGAACCAGAGGAGAAGAUCGAGUUCAAGACCCGCCUUGGCAGGAACAUCUACCGCGUGGUGUUCCGCUCAGGAGUCCAGGAGAGGAACGAGCUCUUCCUGCCGGGCAGGAUGGCCUACGUGGUGGACCUGGACGACGAGUUCACCGACACGGACAUCCCCACCACGCUGAUCCGCAGCAAGGCCGACUGUCCCAGCAUGGAGGCCCAGACCACCCUCACCACCAACGACAUCGUCAUCUCCAAGCUGACGCAGAUCCUGUCCUACCUGAGGCAGGGGACACGUCACAAGAAGCUCAAGAAGAAGGACAAAGGCAAGCUGGACGAUAAGAGAGCUCCUGAAGCUGAUCUCAGCAUCUUUGAUGACAUCGGGGACUACAUCCCGUCCGCCACGUCCAAACCCAGCAAGGACAAGGAGCGCCACCGAGGACGAGACGAGGACAGCAAGAGCCGCAGACAGGCCUACUUUGAGAAACCCCGAGGGGAGGAGCUCCCCCUGGUGGAGGUGGACCCCGCUCCAGAGUCCAUCAAGGAUCAGCUGAAGAUCAUCAACGAGAAGUUUGGAGGAGCAGCAGCCACCCAGUGGCAGAACCAGGAGCCUGGUUCUCAGAGGAGAGACUCCAGUAAGGAGCAGCUGGGCGAUUUCUUCGGAGGCUCCAACUCGUACGCAGAGUGCUACCCAGCAACGAUGGACGACCUCGCAGUGGACAGCGACGAGGAGGUGGACUACAGUAAGAUGGACCAGGGCAAUAAGAAAGGUCCGCUGGGCCGCUGGGACUUCGACACGCAGGAGGAAUACUCCGACUACAUGAACAACAAGGAGGCGCUGCCUAAGGCUGCCUUCCAGUACGGCAUCAAGAUGUCUGAGGGCAGGAAGACGCGGCGCUUCAAGGAGACCAAUGAGAAGGCGGAGCUGGACCGGCAGUGGAAGAAGAUCAGCGCGAUCAUCGAGAAGAGGAAGAAGAUGGAGGCCGACGGGGUCGACAUCAAGAGACCAAAAUACUGAAGACUUCCUGAGUCCCCGGUUCUGACCCGUUCUGCCCCGUUCUGACCCGGUUCUGACCCGUUCUGACCGGUUCUGACCCGUUAGUGAUGCUGAGCCGCGGUUUUAUUUAACCAGACGUGUUCUUGUUUCUGUUUUUAUUCAGGUUGUUGUGUUUGAGCACCAAGUUCCCAAUAAAGCAAUCAGAACCCA
This is a messenger RNA of Fundulus heteroclitus (mummichog), 1980 nucleotides long. RefSeq names its product IK cytokine (gene ik). NCBI's taxonomy places the organism in Eukaryota, Metazoa, Chordata, Actinopteri, Cyprinodontiformes, Fundulidae. Gene Ontology annotation, cellular component: nucleus. The transcript has 19 exons. The coding region runs from base 196 to 1791 and encodes 531 amino acids. Gene Ontology annotation, biological process: mRNA splicing, via spliceosome. The record is from RefSeq and is a predicted model, not a curated record.